GUGUAAUAUUUCUUUUUUUUUUAUCAACCUUUUUAUUAUUAUUAUUAUUUAAGAAAAAAAAUAAGUAGUUUGUUUUAAAUAUAAAUAACAUAAUUUUUUUCCUUCUUUUUGUUCUUCUUUCUUUCAGUUGUUUUCUCUCUUCUUCUCUCUCUCUUUUUAAAUACAAAAAACCCUUCUUUUCCAUACCCCUUAACAAAAAAAAAAAAAAAAAUCUUUCUCCCCCACACAUUUAUUACAUAAAAAAAAAAUUUUUUUUCUAAAAAUAUUUAAAUGAUGAUUACAGAGACAACAGCAUUUAGUCAUCCUUUUAACUUUAAUGACAUUCAAAGGGUACAUCCUCUUUCAGCUUCCCCUGCUCCUUCUGCUUUUUUUCGUACAACAUCCCCUGUUCAAUCUACAAAUACUAUGGAUGAUGUUACAACAAUUUUCGUAGUUGGAUUCCCAGAUGAUAUGUCUGAAAGAGAAUUUCAAAAUAUGUUUACUUUUUGUCAGGGCUUUGAAGCUGCUUCAUUAAAAUGGCAUUGUAAAGAACAAGAAGAGGAGAAUAUAGGAGGAAAGAAACAAAUGAUUGGAUUUGCUAGGUUUCGUACUCGUUUAGAAGCACUUGAGGCAAUUGAUGUUUUAAGCGGGAAAAGGAUAGAUCAAGAAAAGGGAACAAUGUUAAAAGCAGAAAUGGCCAAGAAAAAUUUACAUAUUAAAAGAGGCUCAACUACUCAAACUACAUCAUCCUCUUCUUCUUCUUCCUCAUCUACAAGUACAACAAUAGCACCACAGUCACAACUACAACUACAACCACCACCUCCACCACCCCCACCACCACCACCUAUCUCUUCUUCUUCUACUACAACAACCACUUCUUCUUCCAACAAUAAUAAUAGUAAUACGUUCAUGAUGACUACUUCUCUUACUAUGCCUGAUUCCUUAAAGAAUAUGCAUCAACGUAAUUAUCCUCCUCAUUUACCAAGUGAUUUAUUUUCUCCUCAAGACUAUAAAAAUGACUUGUUCAUUGAACCUUCUAUUAUAUCACCUACUUUAAAUGAUUCCUUUUUCGGCAUUCGAUCCUCUUCCUUUGAUCAUCAUGACUUGGGGUUCAUUUCUUCUAAUCGUGCAUUUGGCUUAAUUCCAACUAAUGAACAGCAACAUAAUCAUCUUCAUUCUCAUUAUUAUCCUCCUCAUCAUCAUCAUUUUAUGAAUGAACAAGAAAAUAGGAUAGAUUCUAAUUCUUAUCAUUAUCUUUCAAAAUUGACACCUUCUAUUCAUGACAAUAAAAUUUUAGAACAAGAAUUACUUCGAUUAUCUCUCUUAUCUAGUAAUCAACAAGAACUACGUUUAAAUCCAAAAUUAACUGCUAAUCCAGCAGAUCAAAACCCUCCAUGUAAUACCCUUUAUGUUGGCAAUUUACCUUUAAAUACCUUAGAAGAUGAAUUAAGACAUCUAUUUUCAAAUUGCAGAGGAUAUCGUCGUAUGUGUUUUCGCACUAAAUCUCAAGGGCCCAUGUGUUUUGUUGAAUUCGAAGACAUUGGUUUUGCAUCUCAAGCUUUAAAUGAUUUACAAGGACAAAAAUUAUCGAAUUCAAUUAAGGGAGGCAUUCGAUUAUCUUUUAGCAAGAAUCCAUUAUUUAUUAAACCCAACAAGGAAAAUAAUAUGAUGACCCAUUUUAAACCAAUGGGAAAUAUCUUAAUGACUGAUCGACGUGGUAGUAGUAGUAAUAGAGAUUUAAUGUUUGAUCCUCAACUAUAAUAGAUUUAUUAUAACAUUUAUAUACACUCACGCAUACAACAUUAAUCUUUUUCUGUCUUAAUAAUAAUAAUACAUGUAACACAUUUUAUAUAAUCCAUACACACACACACACACACACACUUUUUGCACUGUUAUUAUUUACUUAAUUGCACUAUACAGUGCGUCCGCCGUCAAUUGGACAAUUUUUUGAAAAAGCUGGUCAAAUUUUUGAAUAAAUUUGCCCACUUUUUUGAAACUCAAUUGGUCAUUUGUUUGAAAUUCAUUUGGUCAUUUUAUUU
Messenger RNA from Cokeromyces recurvatus, 2018 nucleotides. RefSeq lists its product as uncharacterized. Gene Ontology annotation, molecular function: mRNA binding. The transcript is spliced from 2 exons. The record is from RefSeq and is a predicted model, not a curated record. NCBI's taxonomy places the organism in Eukaryota, Fungi, Mucoromycota, Mucoromycetes, Mucorales, Mucoraceae. The coding region runs from base 271 to 1740 and encodes 489 amino acids.